UGUUAAUAAAUUCGAACUGGUACUUUUGUAAACAAAUACAUUUAUAUAAAGUUCAGGAUGCAACAGUGUUUAUGCUAUCACCUGCAAACACCCGUGGUUGAACCGCGCUUGACUGCCGUCUUGUAUUGCCUCCUUUUCUUUGACUGUUCACUUCAAAAAUCAAAAUCAAAAUCGCUUAUUUUUAUUUCACGUAUAAUCAACGGGCAAGAGUCGAUAAUGCUGAUGUCCUGGCCGCUAUUUUUUUCCGUGGAAAAUAAAACGAUGCGAGGAAACGACGAGCUCUGGUGAAAUGAACGAAGAAACGAGAGCGUGUGUCAAGGCCGGCUAGCCGAAGUCGAAAUCCACUGAAAAUGCCCGAUGAAAAUGCACCAAGUUCACCCAACAUGGACAAGGUUCAUCCGAAAGACAAAGCCAACAUCAUAUCGAGAGUUUUGCUCUGGUGGAUUGUUGAUCUUUUGCGAAGAGGAAGAAAAGCUCCGCUGAAUCAAGAAGAUCUCGAUCCGGUCAGGGAAGACGAUUGCGCCGCUCGACAUACAAAACGUUUAGAGGAAAUCUGGCAAAAUGAAAGGGACUCGGCAAGACAACAGAGGAAAAAACCCAAGCUUUGGAAGGCGAUGAUGAAAUACUUCACCUGGCAAGAGCAUGCACUGGUGUACUUCCUGAUGCUUUUCAACGUCUUUGGAAACGCUGUAUUCUUCUAUUCCGUUACAAACCUAAUGAAAGCCAUCGGUAGCAACUUUGAAGGGGGCGCCCAUUCUCCGGACGAGUAUCUCAUUUUCAUUCUGGGCAUGAUGGUCGGGUCGUUUUGUGAGGUUCUCGGUUCUCAGCAUUCGUGUCUGUACUUACCCAUGUUAGGAAUCAGAGCCAGAGCUGCCCUGGUUGGCUUGAUUUAUAAAAAAGUGUUGAGGUGUAGCAAAAUGUCGAUGAACGCUGGAGAGGUAAUGGAGUUGGUUUGUGACGACACUCAUCGUCUGGCCACAAUGGGGGAUCAGUUUCUGCCAAAUUUGCUUCGGCAAUCUGCCAAAGUCGUCGUCUACAUCACGUGGCUGUUAUGUUUUGUCGGCUGGAAAUUCAUUCCGGGUUUGUGCGUGUUCACGAUCCUUGCAUUAUUCCGCUUAUGCAUGACAAAUAUCGACAUAAAGUUUCGCAAGAAAGCUUCACAGUUGGCGGAAAAACGUCUUGGAUACCUUCGCGAGGUUUUGACGAUCAUCCAAUCCGUUAAACUGAACUGCUUGGAACAUGUCUAUGAAGAUAAGAUCCAGAGAACGAGAUGGCAAGAAAUAAAAUAUAAGGCAAAACGCUGGAUAAUUCUCUCUAUGAGCUUUUCGUUUACCUCUUGUGGGCAACACUUGUCAACCUUUGUCAUCGUCUUAGUGCUAAUAUACACUGAUCGUUCCAUGCUAACUUUUAACAAUUUAUUCACUAUCAUGGUGCUGUCUGUCGGCAUUGGCGAGAUUAUUUGCAUGAAACUACCAAUUUCUAUCCACUUCAGCACGGACAUUAUUACGGGACUUUCUCGCAUACAGCGUUUCCUGGAAAGCUGCGAUGCCAUAGAUGAUACAAUUAACGACAUUCCGCCCUCGGAGAAAGGAAAAAAUGGCGAUGAAAACUGUGGUUCAAAAAUACUCAGUCCAACACCUAAGGUUUGCCUAGAUGGCGUGUCUUGUAAACUUCUCAAAUCCGAUACUUCGAGUGCGCAAAUAAAAGAUGUCACUCUACUGAAUGACAUUUCUAUUGAAAUAUCUUCACAAACGUUAGUUAUGAUAACCGGCUUGGUGGGCAGUGGCAAGUCAUCACUCCUUUCAACUAUUCUUCAUGGAGAACUUCAAAUUUCAAAGGGAUCAACAAAACAUUCGGGGAACAUCGCUUAUGUUUCCGAUACGCCAUGGGUAUUUCCUGGUACAGUUCGCGAGAAUAUACUAUUCGGUUUGCCCUACGAGGAGAAAUGGUACACGGAAACCAUUAAAGCCUGCCAGUUGGAGAAGGAUUUCAAAAGAUUUCCGGAUAAAGACUUGUCACACAUCGGGGAACACGGUGCGACAAUUAGUGGUGGCCAACGGACACGUAUCGCAUUGGCACGCGCAGUUUACUCGCGGGCGGAUAUAUAUCUUCUGGACGAUCCUUUUAGUUCCUUGGAUGCUAAAGUCGCGGAGAAUAUCUUUAAAAGUGUUUUCAAGGGGCUGCUGGCCGAAAGAAUUGUGUUUGUAAUCACACUGAAUCCGAGAUAUCUGGCGCAAGCUGAUUACAUCUUGAAGUUGUCAGAAGGUACUGUGGUCGCUCAGGGAACAGUAAAUGAGGUGAGGGAGGCGGUAUCGGAACUGGGGACCGUUGAGAACAAAGACAGCAUAAUUGAAAACAGUGAAGAAGACAGUGAACACGAGGAGACAGAUGAUGAUCUGGAACAAGCGAAACAAUUGCUCGAAGCUAAAGAGGAUCGGGAGAUUGGAACUGUUUCUUUUAACGUUGAUGCAAAGUAUUUCAUGUUUGGAGCACCAGCGCUGAUGCUUUUGAUAAUGCUAGUAAUAAUUAUAGCUGGGCAAGGUCUCACUGUAUGGGUUGACAUUCAAGUGUCGUCAUUACCAAAUAUAGUACACGAGGAGGAAAAGUUUCAACGUGCUCUAAUAAUUUACCCCGUAUCCUUGGUGAUCACGAUAUUGAUUGUGAUUGUCUCCAGGUUAUGCAUAUUUCUUGUUCCGAUCCGAGCAAAUUACCGAGUCCACAACAAAAUGGUGAAUCGUCUGCUCCAAGCUCCUAGUCAUUUUUACGCAGUGAACCCGGCUGGCCGUAUACUCAACAGAUUUUCACAAGACAUCAAUAACUUGGACGACCUUCUGCCAUUCAACUUGGUUUAUUUCUUUCAGUGCGCGACGCCCGGCAUGGGAGCUAUUGUGUUGUGUUUUUUUACAAGCGUUUACCUCAUCCCAAUAUGCUUUCUUGCACUCGGGAUAUGCUUUGGUACGUCGAAGUUCUUCUUCAGCAGCGCAAUGGACAUCAAACGUUUAAUGUCCGAGUCUGGUGGUCCGCUGUAUUCGCAUUUCUCCAACACUAUGGAAGGGGUGAGGACAAUCCGGGUUCACAACCGACAGCAGAGUUUCACAGAGUCAGCGUUCAGGCAUAUCGACCAUCAGCACGAAGCCAUGUUCGCCUAUUAUACAGCAGCACGUUGGUUCGGAAUUACCUUGGACUUGGUCCUUGGUAUGUUUUGCGUAAUUGUUGGCUUGUUUGAACUGUAUACGGUGAAGGAUUCCUCAACAGCAGUUGUUGCCGCAGUUACAAUUAUGUACGCGUUCCGUUCAGCUGGAUACACCACGGGAAUGGUGCGCAGUGCCGUAGAAGUCCAUGCCCAGAUGACCUCGGCUGAAAGAAUUCUGGCAUAUACUGAGAUUGUGCCUGAAAGAGGGCGAGAAAUCGAAGAAAAGCCGCCCAAGGAAUGGCCUGAAACCGGAGUAAUUCAAUUCGACCACGUCUCUCUUCGACAUUAUAAGGAUGGGCCGACAGUUCUAAAAGACUUGUCAUUUGAAAUCAAUCCGUCUGAGAAGAUCGGAAUUGUAGGAAGGACAGGUGCCGGCAAAUCGUCGCUGGUUGCCGCGCUAAUGCGAAUCGGUGAAACGGAAGGAAAUAUUAUCAUAGAUAGUUUAAGAAUUGAAGAUUUAAAUGUCCUAUCAACUCGUGGACGCAUUUCUGUCAUCUCUCAAUCUCCUGUGUUAUUUAAUGGUACGAUCAGGGAGAAUUUAAAUCCGACAGGUGAGCUCGACGAUUCGGAGAUUUGGGAGGUUUUGGACAAGAUGAAAUUGGGCAUUCUUGUUGGUAGUCUCCCUCAUAAGCUCGAUAACGAGUGUACUGGCGGUGGUUCCAACUUUAGCGUCGGUCAGCGACAGUUGUUUCAUUUAGCGAGGGUUUUAUUAAAGCGGAACAAAAUCAUCAUUUUCGACGAAGCUACAGGUAAGGUGGAUAAGAAAACUGCUGAACAAAUCCAGAACGUUAUCCACGGCGUAUUCGAGGAUUGUACGGUGAUAACAAUCUCACAUCGUAUAGCUACCAUUCAGGAAUGUGACAGAAUAAUGGUGUUAGAUCAGGGUUCCAUUGUUGAAUUCGAUAAGCCAAAUGUUUUGUUGAAUAAGGAGGAUGGCUUUUUCUUAGGACUUACGAAAAUUGCAAAUGAAUCAUAAUUUAGUAACACUACCCGAAUGUAUCAAUAGCUAGGGAGAAAAACUGACAAUGCAUUCCUAUACAGGGUGAUAUUAGAUGAAUGUCUGCCUUGCAUAUUGUUGAUCGCAUUCCCAUGCAUGCACGCUAUCAAAAUUUCAUAUCGAUGAUAACGGUUCAUAUAAUGUAUAUACAAUUGAAGAAGCAUUCAAAUUUUACCAGAUUCUUGUUGAAAUAAUAGUUAAGAUCUAGCUAUAAGAUAAACUGUUGGCCCAAUUUAUACAAAAGCCUUACAUCCGCGUGUCAUGUGAACUCAACAACAUGCAGCAAGUUUAUUUUUCUAAACUGACUUUUACCCAACACUGCAUCACUAAAUGCUGAUUUUUCAAAAUAGGAACCUGUUUUUCAGUUUCUAGGCUAAAUAGGAUUUAACUUGUUUAUAGGGUGUAUUAGGGGCCGAUUGCAUGGACCGGGAUAGCCGGUUAAAUGAAUAAUUAUAUGAGUAAUUUUUGCCGGGCUGGAAUUUAGCAGAAGCAGGAGCCAUUGCUGUUUAUGCACGGGCUGAAGCGAUUACAUGCGAACUUUCAGCCCGGCAAGAUGGGCUAGCUCGGUUGACAUAAAUUGCUUGCGAUAAUAUAGGAAGCCCGCUUUGUCCGUGUAAUCGGCCCCUUAAUGACAAGUUUAGGCUUAAUAACGACAAAAUGAGGCUAUGAAGUUUAUAAUUUCCACGUGCUUAUGAUACUUGUGGGUUUUUACUGAAGCUAUAUAUAUGCCUGUUGCGUGCAAAGAAUAAAGUAUAUUAUAUAGGUAUGCACGCAAGGUUUUCUUUUUGUAAUUUAGGAUAAUAUUUCAUAUAUAUCACAGGAUUAUAUUUUAUGAUCUUGUUUAAAAAAAAUUAAUUUUGACGUCACGAAAACGGAAGACUAGAUCUUUCGUGGUGGAAGUCGAAGAAGUGGAAGUUCUACUCUACCGGUUGUUCGAAAGGCGUUCAGCUUAAACGAUGGAUAAGCUAAAAAUAGAAAACCAAAUUAUAUAUUUAUUGAAAAACUGAGCUGAAAUAUUUCGAUGCAAAUAGUUUAAUUUUCAAAGAAAGUACAUAUUUAAUGACGCAUAUAAGAUGCAAGUACAGUCAUUCACAAGAUAUAUUAAAGUAUUUUUAAGUGAUUUUGCUUAUCCACCGUUUAAGCUAAACGCCUUUCGAACAACCGGCCCCUGGACUAUACAGCUGGCCUAUUUUGGACAAGCACUUUAAAAUGAUCUAAAUCUAAAUUAACUAAAUUUGUAUUAAUGAAAUAAUUUCGAUAUUAUAGAUGCAUACAUAAAAUAUUAUUAGUAUUCAAACGUAGACAUCUUUUUACAAAGGAACGCUAAAAUCUUUCAGUUCUGAGUUUAGGCAAAAUAGGUGAUUGCGCUUCCCUAUUUUGUUUUUGAUUACGUAAAGCUAGCUCAUAAUAUAAAAUGCAAUAUGUUUUGUUUAGCUAUACUCAUAUAGUUAAAU
Dendronephthya gigantea is the source of this 5644-nucleotide messenger RNA. Its product is annotated as multidrug resistance-associated protein 4-like. NCBI's taxonomy places the organism in Eukaryota, Metazoa, Cnidaria, Anthozoa, Malacalcyonacea, Nephtheidae. The record is from RefSeq and is a predicted model, not a curated record. The transcript has 8 exons. Bases 351 to 4169 code for a protein of 1272 amino acids. Gene Ontology annotation, biological process: transmembrane transport. Gene Ontology annotation, molecular function: ABC-type transporter activity; ATP hydrolysis activity; ATP binding. Gene Ontology annotation, cellular component: membrane.